AUGAUGGUGGCGGACUUUGUAACACGCCAACAGAACGGUUCGCCGCUGAACGGUGAAAUACCCGGUCAAAAUCACAACUCCAACUCCAACAUGCCUGCCCACAGUGCCUUACUGAUGAGCAACAACAGCAGCAACAGCAACAGCUCCGGCCGUGCCAGCCCGCACACCUCCUCGGAGUCGGAAUUCCCCCAGAACGGGUACGAACUGGCGGCCCAUCUGAAGCGCAAGGAGCUGUUCUCCCAGCGCAAGCAGCGCGAAUUCAUCCCGGACAACAAGAAGGACGACAGCUACUGGGACCGGCGGCGACGCAACAACGAGGCAGCGAAGCGAUCGCGCGAGAAGCGUCGCUUCAACGACAUGGUGCUGGAGCAGCGUGUCGUCGAGCUGACGAAGGAGAACCACGUCCUGAAGGCACAGCUGGACGCGAUCAAGAGCAAGUACAAUAUCUGUGGCGAGAACUUGGUCAGCGUCGACCAGAUUAUGGCCACGCUGCCCACCAACGAGCAGGUGCUCAGCUCGACCAAGCGCGUCAAGUUGGCGAACGGGAGCAGCCAGGGACGGUCCAGCUCUCCGACCGGUUCCACGAUUGGUUUCCCGCUUUCGCGCAGUCCCUCGCGACAACCGCAGGCCUCUACCUCUCCCUCGCAAUCACACGGACGUGCCUCGUCACCGCACAGUCCGCCAGCCAGCAAUGGUACGCCACAUCUCCAGCAGACACUGCUGGCGGUCGUCCAAAGCGCUCCCAGCACGACGACAUCGCCCGGGGGUGGUUUGUCCAUUCCUUCGUCCCAGCAAGCACCGGUCAUCCAUCCCAAUCCGAACGUGGAAUCUCCACCGCCGGCGGCACCUGGGUCGUCGCCCACCGUGUCUUCGGGCGGUGCGAUCCAACACACGAACGGAGGAGCAACAUAUCUGUCACCGGUCCAUGCCAUCUACCGGAACGGUACGAUCAUCGAGUACGAGCGGGCCUCGGAGGGUGGUAAGCUGCCGACGAUGGAAGGCAACGGGCGCAGUCCUUCCCAGAUUCGGCUGGAACUGAUCGAGCGCAACCUGGACGAUCAUCAUCACCUUCAGCAGCAGCUCGCCGCCCAGCAACAGCAGCAGCAGCAGCACCAACAGCACCAUCAUCAGCAGCAGUUGGCAUCCUCGUCCCAGCAUCAUCACCACUACAGCCAUCAUUCGCGGGAGGUGAUCCGGGAGUCGGUGAUCGAUCACCACCAUCCCCAUCAUCAUCCGCAUCCUCAGCACCACCAUCAGCCCCAGCAUCAACCGCAUCCGCAACAUCAGCAGCAUCUUCAGCAGCAACCGCAUCCUCACCAUCUGCACCAGCGGGUGUUGGUGUCCAACGGUGAACUGGACCGGGAUGACCGUUCUCCCUCACCCACGCUGACACCCUCGGCCGCGCCACGUUUCGGUUCCCCCACGACAACCACCACCUCCUCCUCUUCCGCACCGAUCUCAUCGACGUCACCGCCGACGAUCAUCUCCAGCACGAGCCCGGCAGGAUCGCCACCGGCCCAUGUCCCCGUAGCGGCACAUGCGCACUCGCAUCACUACCCGCCCCAUCACCACCACCACCACCCGCACCAUAUAGCCGGCCACCAUGCGCAUCCGCCGCACUUUGUCGUGGGUGCAAGCUCCCCGUACGCCAGCUCGGCCCUACCCGCCAGCGGUUAUCCACUGACGGCCGCAGCCGCCGCUGUCGCGGCCUAUGCUAGCGGAGCCGGAGCCCUGUACGCGUCACCUCCUCGUACUACCGAAAUAGCGAGCGCACUCCUAACGGCGAACGUGCUCAAUCUGAGCCGCCGUGCCCCGUCCCCGUACGACUCGAGCCCACCCCAAACCGCUUCCUCAACGGCCAGCGCCGGCAGCACAUCCGAGCACGAGGAGGAACCGGACCGCGAGCGGGAAAUUCACGAACAUGCCAACAGUCUGCCGGUGAAGUUGCGCCACAAGUCGCAUCUCGGCGAUAAGGAUGCGGCAACGGCACUGUUGGCGCUGCAGAACAUCAAACAAGAACCGAUCGGGCACCGGUCGAGCUCGCCCGCCUGGGACGAUGGUGACGGUUCGUCGGACGAGCGCGACUCCGGCAUCUCCACGAACGAGUGGCCAACGAAGGCGGAACAGAAGAUGAUGGUGCCGCUACCGGUAUCGCCCCCGUCCGCCUCGGCAUCCUCGGCCGGCAGUGCGUCCGGUGGUGGAGCCAUCGUCAGUACGGCGGCAAUGGCGGCCGCCGCAGCAGCAGUGGCGGCCGCUGCCGGUAAGAUCACCUCCAUACCGGCGUCGGUCGUGAUCAGCAAAAAGGCGGAGGAAAACAUCCACCUGCAGUCGAAGCUGGCACGGCUCGAAUCCGAGGUGGCCACCAUCAAGAACAUGAUGAUCUCGAACACGACCGGCAGUGGGUUCGGUGUGACUGCGGCAGCUCAGUAG
Messenger RNA from Anopheles marshallii, 2430 nucleotides. It is a transcript of the gene vri, whose product is annotated as basic-leucine zipper transcription factor A. The transcript has 2 exons. Gene Ontology annotation, molecular function: DNA binding; DNA-binding transcription factor activity. Gene Ontology annotation, biological process: circadian rhythm; regulation of DNA-templated transcription. Gene Ontology annotation, cellular component: nucleus. The record is from RefSeq and is a predicted model, not a curated record. Bases 1 to 2430 code for a protein of 809 amino acids. Lineage: Eukaryota; Metazoa; Arthropoda; Insecta; Diptera; Culicidae.